AUGCUAGGCAUGUCCACUACAAAAUUACAUGAAGGAGGCGAGUAUGAACAAACUAAAGGUACUGAGAAGAGAUGCAAUGAGAGAACAACAAGUAAUCCAAAACACCAUUCAUCUCUGGAGUUUACUCCACGGGUUGGUGCAAGAGAGUCUAUAUUUCAUACUAUUGACAGGUUGCAUGAUACUUCAGAGUCCAGUAUUGACCCUUUCCAGAGUCCACUACUUAAAAGAAGUAAAAGUCUAAGCCUAAUUUCCAGACGACCUUCCUUCCUGCGGUUGGGUCAACGAUUGAAAAAGUCGAAGUCCGUUCAUUUUGAUAAUGAAAUGGAAAAUAAAUUACCAUUUACCGACAAUUCCAAUAAAUUAGAUAUCUAUCUGGAUGUCAGCACGUCGUCUGAAACUCUUAAAGAAGUUUCCUGUGCUUUUGAUAGCGUAUCAAAGCCAGAAGUAGCCAAAGCGAGGGAUACAUCGUUGUCCAUUCAAACUUUUAAUAAGAGGCUCGGCUCUCUUAAAUUAAUACCUAAGGACCAUCAUCUUUCUGCUGAUACGUACCGAACUUGUCCAGAAGAUUCUGGGGCUCUGGUAAGUGUAUUUGAAGAAAUUGUCCCAUUGGCAAAUAGCACGCAGAAGACUAGCUCAGAGUUAAUGGAGCAUGUCAGUGCAGAGAACAACCAGCAGCUGAUUGAAGUAAAAGAAAAGAAACUAGAUACAACCAAUACAGAGAAUAUACAACUCAAAAACAAAAUAAAGCAGUAUGAAUUAGCCCUGGCAGAAUCCGAAAGACGUGUCAAUGAUAUAAUUGCUCAGGUGGAGACAAGAACAUUCGAAGCCCUACAAUUGAAGGAGCAAAAUUCAAACUUGUCUAAUGAGUUAACAGAUGCACAGAAUAAACUAACAGAAAUAACAUCUAUACUCCAGUUAGACCCUGAUUAUUCAAGUUCUGACCCAGCAAAAAGUGCUAGGAAAUUGGUUCAACAAAAGGAAGAUUUGCAACGUCAACUAUUGGAGUUUAAUGAAACUUUCAAUACAGAAAUGGUAAAGCUCAAGAACGACCUUUAUACUCUGGAAAACGAGCUUCACCAAUUCAAAAAAAACUUGAAACAAAUACUUUUGAAACAUGAAGGAAGCAAAGAUUAUUUUGAAGAAGACAUCGAGGCUGCGAUUGAAAGGUUCAUUAUCGAUGCAACGAAAUGGAGAGAUUCUGCGGGUCAGAAUAAUAAUGAUCCUAGCGGAAUUGAUAAAACUUGGAGAAAUCAAUAUGUCUCAGCUGCCAAAAAAAUCAAGAAUUAUGAGGAUGAAAUCAAAGAUCUCAAGUUUGAAUUGAAUUUGCAAGCCGACCGAACAACUAUUUUAACCGAAAAAGUAGAGCAGAGUUGCAAGGCAGAUAAUUGCUUACGUGAAAGGAUCAUUGAGCUCGAAAAGCAAAACCUACGUCUUAAAUCAUCACAAGCAGAUAAUCUUGUAAAUCUGAAGGUUUUCGAAGAGUUUGAAACUGAAAAUAAGCAAGCUAGUUCCAGAAUAGAGAGCUUUAUUCAAGACAUUAUUCUGAAACAAAGAGCCUGUCAUUCUGCAACUGAAACCCAGUUGGAACUUAUGGCAAGUCGCACCCAAGAGUAUUAUGCAAAAUUAGAUCUGAUUGAGCAAAGAAAUAAGGCAGUUAUGGAUGAAAACAAUACUCUUAAAGAUUUAUCAAGAACUUAUUUGGGAGAAAUUUCACACUUAAAAGCAAAGGCACAAGAGAAGUCUAGCAGAAUUAAAACGCUAAUCAAGACAAAUAAAACUUUGGUUCAAGCUCAUUCUACGCUUAUAUCAAGAUGUCUUGAUACUCUUCGUCCUGUGCUAACUCCAGAUGCUCUUCUUCAACUUAAUAUUGAUCACGAGGCAUUAUUAAGCAAAGAUAGAUUUUCUGAAAAAGACCUUGUAUUGUUUGUAAGGGUGAUUCAUCUUUUAACUAAAGGUAUUUCAGAAAUGGUUGAACAGAAUGUUUUAGCUUUGAAGGCAUCAAAUAUGGAAUAA
Molecule: messenger RNA, 2013 nt
Organism: Lizanozyma spartinae
Lineage: Eukaryota; Fungi; Ascomycota; Pichiomycetes; Serinales; Debaryomycetaceae
Exons: 1
Coding region: 1-2013 (670 amino acids)
Source: RefSeq, a predicted model, not a curated record